AGAUGAGCAGAGGAGGAUAGCAUCAGCUCAAGAGCCGGCAUCGGACUGCAGCAACCUCCUCCAGCACAGCCACCAUGAGCUACGCAGGCUCAAGCAUCAGCAGCUCCUCCCGACGAACAUACGGGGACACGCCUCACUCCAGCAGGCGGCUCCAGAGCAUCUUCUCUGGUGGACUCCGAUCAUACUCGUCAACCAGACUCGGAGGCGAGCGCUCGGGCUACGGCAGCCUCGUGCAUGGCUACAGCAUGCCUGCUCUCAACUACACAGACAGUCUUGACCAGAUCCGCCCCAGCGGGCUCACAGGAGACGCCAUGCAAGCUCGAGUCAACGAGAAGCAUCUCCUGCAGGAUCUCAACGAGCGCUUCUCGGCCUACAUUACCAAGGUACACGACCUCGAGCAGAACAACAAAGACCUGGACGAUCAGAUCUCAGCACUCAAACAAAAGCAGUCGGGCACCACCCGCAGCGGGAUCAACGAUGUCUACGAGUGCGAAAUCAAAGAGCUCCGAGAGCUCAUUGAACACAUUAAUGGAGAAAAGACAUCCGUGCAGAUGGAGCAGGAGCGUCUGGAGGAAGAUAUCAAGAAGCUCGAAGAGAAAUGCGGUCAAGAAGUUCGUCUACGCAGUGAUGCUGACGAGCUCUUUAAGAUGUUCAGCAAGAACAUAGACGCCGCUUCUCUGGUGCGAAUGAGCAAUGAGAAGCAGAUACAGGCUCUAGUCGAUGAGAUCGCUUUCCUCAAAAAGAACCACGAGGAGGAGAUGGACCAACUUAUGGCGCAGAUCAAAUCCUCCACCGUCUCGGUGGAGAAGGUAGACUACGAAGAGGCCGGCAUCGCGGAAGCCCUGCGUGAAAUCCGCGGCAAGUUUCAGCUCAAAGGGCAGGUUGAGGGGGCGGCAGAAGAGCGCUUCCAGUCCAAGUUCAAGGAGCUCACGGAGGCAGCGGAGCAGAACGACGAGGCCCUGCGAUCGACCAAGGAGGAGCUCUCGAUUUAUCGUCACAAGCUCAAUGAGAGAAGCACGGAGCUGGACGCACUGCUGGGAACCAGGGAUUCACUCGAGAGGCAACUGAACGAGAUGGAAGAGAGGCACCAAAUCGAUGUGGGCAACUUGCAGGACGUGAUGGAACAGCUACAGGGGGAGCUGCGCGACUCCAAGUGGGCGGUGGCGCGCCGCCUGCGCGAGUACCAGGACCUACUCAACGUGAAGAUGGCGCUCGACAUCGAGAUCUCUGCCUACAGGAGACUUCUGGAUGGAGAGGACUCGCACUUUAGCAGCGGCAGCCUGAGCUUGGACUCAGCAAGGUCCAUUUACACCCACACACCCAAGGCCAAGUCCCAGGAGGAACCGCCUAGCAAGGAGAAAGAGGCUAAAGAUGAAGCAGAAGAAACCGAAGAGGACACCCGAGCUGAUGGCAAAGAAUCUGAAAUAGACAAAGCUGCAGCUGAGGAGAAAUAUACGGCAGCAUCCAAGGCAGUGGGCAUUAUAGUUGAAGGUCCUGAUAGAGUCGAGGCUGAGGAAAAGGCUGAGGAAAGUUCCGUGGCUAUUGCUCCACCUGAAGAGGAGAAACAUAAGGGGGAUGGUGCCGAAGAGGAAAUGGAGGAUGAAAAGGUUGAAGAUACAAAAUCCAAAGCUGAAGACAAAAAGGAAGGCAAAAAAGAGGAUGCAAGUGAAGAUCUAGAAGCACACAAAGAGGAACAGGAGGGAAAGAAAGUGGAAGCAUCGUCCAAAGAUAAGGCUGAAGAACAAGCACCGAAAGCUGCUGAAGACGAGACUGAGGAAGCACCAGCAAAAGAGGCAGUCGAGGAUGCAGAGAGUGACAAGGCAGAGCCUGAAGCCAAAGAAGGUGGCAGCGAAUCCAUCAAGGAAGAUGAUAAACCAGCCAAGGAUGAAGAAAGUGAAAAAGAACAAGGCAAGCCUGAAAAGGAAGAUACAACGGUCCCACAAACAGUGGAUCCAAAGAAAGACACAGAGUCAAAACGUGCCCUCAAGAUCCUUUCCUUCAAGGUUCAGCCGAUAGCUUCUGCUACAAAAAAGACGGUGACGAAAGACGAGGUGAAAAUUACUCAGGAGGAGAUAACCUAUGAAGAGACGACGGAGGAGACCUUCCUCUUGACCAAGACAGUUCACCACAAUCAGGAAGUCGAGGUAGAACAGAUAAUUAGCUCUGAGCCCGAGAUGGAGGAAUACGAGGAGAUAAUCGAGGAGACCGUAGUUUCCACGACCAAGAAGGGCGACCACGGCAAAGCCAGAUCCGCAUCGAGGUCAUCCCACAAGUGAAGCCGACAACCCUUAACAAGCACCUUCCCAUGAUCUACAAGGAACCACGAAUUGAACACCACCUGAAACUCGCAUUCAAUGUUACCCGCCCCGCAUUGUGCUCUGCACAUUAGCUGUAUCGUGUGCCAAAGUACCUGUGGCUAAUAAAAGAGUGGCAUGUGUUAAAUAUUUCCACGAAUGUAUACAAGACAAACAUUAAAUCGGCAAAGGCCGUUUUGUGUCCAGAUGCUUGCAAUGGAAAAGGACAAUAGGAAAUUAGCAAAGUAUAACAAGUGUUGCUGUUAUGACAUGGUAAUGCUGGAGGGCUGAUGCUUAAAAGAAAAUAAAUGAAAUUUGCUGCACACAU
Petromyzon marinus (sea lamprey) is the source of this 2622-nucleotide messenger RNA. RefSeq names its product desmin-like. Gene Ontology annotation, molecular function: structural constituent of cytoskeleton. Gene Ontology annotation, biological process: neurofilament bundle assembly. The record is from RefSeq and is a predicted model, not a curated record. NCBI's taxonomy places the organism in Eukaryota, Metazoa, Chordata, Hyperoartia, Petromyzontiformes, Petromyzontidae. Gene Ontology annotation, cellular component: cytoplasm; intermediate filament; postsynaptic intermediate filament cytoskeleton.